UAUAAGCACCAACGUUCGCAAGGAAACUUCUUUUCAGCUAGUGAUAUGGAAGUGGGACUUUCUAUAGUGCUCAUCGCGAUCGCUGCGCUGCCCCAGCUUCUUGCUGUACCAUUUCAACCAAGAAUCAGCGAUGGAAUGCUGGCCAAACGGGGACAGUUCCCAUGGCAAGUUAUAAAUCGUCACAUGCUACCACCGUACGGUGAAGCGUUUUGCGGAGCUUCCCUAAUUUCCGAUCAAUGGGUUUUAACAGCCGGACAUUGCGCUCACGGGGCCAGCUCAUUUGACAUCUCGCUGGGAACGCUGAUCGCUGAUUACGAAGAAGAGGAGGGCAAAAUUGAGAUAACGACGAAAAAGGCAAUUGUUCACGAAGCCUACGACCCAUUGCUGCUAUUGAACGAUAUCGCGUUAAUUGAUUUGGGUCGCAAAGUGGGAUUUACAGAUGUAAUAUAUCCCAUUCGUUUGGCCACCAAGUAUCUAAACGCGAAUGUCUCGGUCACGCUCAGUGGAUGGGGGAGAACUUCAGACGAUACGAUAUUGACCUCGCUAUAUCUCAACUACGUGUCGCUUACGACAAUAGGAAAUGAGAAAUGCAAAGAAACUUUCGGAAAUUUUAUUAAGAAUGAAAAUGUAUGCUGCGUUGGUGAGCACAAGAAAAGUGGCUGCAAGGGUGACAGCGGAAGCCCUUUGAUGGAACAGCUAGCUGAUGGGUCAUGGAUUCACGUAGGUGUUAUGAGUUACGUACACAAGGAGGGGUGCACCAAGGGAUACCCCUUUGCCUUAGUGCGAACUGCUAGCUAUAGAGAAUGGAUUAGGAACAAGUCAAAAAUUUAGACAAGAUACUUAUUGAAAUAAAACCGGCAGAAGCUUUAA
This is a messenger RNA of Photinus pyralis (common eastern firefly), 870 nucleotides long. RefSeq names its product collagenase-like. Gene Ontology annotation, molecular function: serine-type endopeptidase activity. Lineage: Eukaryota; Metazoa; Arthropoda; Insecta; Coleoptera; Lampyridae. Bases 46 to 831 code for a protein of 261 amino acids. Gene Ontology annotation, biological process: proteolysis. The transcript has 7 exons. The record is from RefSeq and is a predicted model, not a curated record.